Physella acuta is the source of this 1530-nucleotide messenger RNA. RefSeq names its product cytochrome P450 2J4. Gene Ontology annotation, cellular component: intracellular membrane-bounded organelle; cytoplasm. Lineage: Eukaryota; Metazoa; Mollusca; Gastropoda; Physidae. The record is from RefSeq and is a predicted model, not a curated record. Gene Ontology annotation, molecular function: iron ion binding; oxidoreductase activity, acting on paired donors, with incorporation or reduction of molecular oxygen, reduced flavin or flavoprotein as one donor, and incorporation of one atom of oxygen; heme binding. Gene Ontology annotation, biological process: xenobiotic metabolic process.
UCGUCAUCGCCACCAUCUUGAUUCUGUUGUUCUAUCUCUGGUUCAGACGUCAUGACCCACGUCUACCGCCAUGUCCGGUCAGACCACUGCCUGUAGUUGGUCAUCUGUUGUCUCUGGACAAAGACCCCAGGGAACAGUACAAGAGAUGGAGGCAGCAGUGUGGGGACAUCUUCAGCUUGCAACUGGGUGGGAAAUUUGCCGUGGUGCUGAACGGAUACUCGCUGAUCUACAAGACUUUGGUGAAGCAGGGCGAUGACUUCAGUGCAAGGCCUCAAGCAUUCUUUGAUGAGGCGACUGGAUUGGUUGGACUGGGAAUUGUUUUCACUGACGGCGAGUUUUGGAAAGAACAAAGAGGCAAAACUAUGCAGAUCUUGAGAAGUUUGGGCAUGGGGAAAAACGUCUUGGCGCAGAGGAUACAAGAGGAGGCUGAGUUUUACAUCAAAGCCCUGACUGAUCUCAAAGGCAAGCCAACGAACAUCACAGACCUUACCUAUGCUUGUGUAUCCAAUGUUAUCAGUUACGUUGUAUUUGGGCACAGGUUUGAGUAUAAAGACCCGAGGUUUUUAAACGCUCUUCAGGCAAUGAGAACAGUCUUAAACAAUUUAGAGGUAACUUCAGUGUUGAAUUUUCUUCCUUUUGUGCGUUAUUUACCUUUUGAUUUAACCAAAGGCAAGGAAACAAAAUCAUCCGUCGAUCGCAUCCUCAGCUUUGUUAAACGCGAAAUAGAAGACAUCCAACAGGGUAAAGUGCAGAAGGAAAACUUUAUCUCAGAGUUUUUAAAUGAUAGAAAUGGCCUAUUAGAAAAAGACAACAAAACAACAUUGGACGAUGAAAACCUCGUAAAAAUUGUAUACGAGUUAUUUUUUGCCGGAUCUGAAACGACUACACAGACAAUAAUUUGGUGCAUCGUAUACACACUCAACUAUCCGGAGGUUCAGGAGAAAAUCCACAGAGAAAUUGUUGAAAAUGUUGGAACUGACCGGGUGCCCACCAUCUUGGACAGACCAAAACUGCCGUACAUUGGUGCCGUUAUCAUGGAAACAUUAAGAUUUUCUUGUAUGGUUCCCUAUUCAGUUCCCCAUUCAUGUUACAGAGAUGUUGAAGUUAACGGUUACACAAUUCCAAAAGGAACCUUCAUCAUUCCAAAUUUAACAUCCAUUUUACACGAUGAAAAAAUCUGGGGAGAAGACGUCAUGUCAUUUAGACCUGAAAGAUUUCUGGACGUCAACGGGAAACUGAAAAAUCCCGAAGAAUUUGUCGCGUUUUCUCUCGGACGACGCGUAUGUUUGGGCGAAUCGUUGGCCAACAUGGAGCUCUUUAUAUUUCUCUCUUCCAUGUUCCAGAGAUUUGAGAUGAAGCCAGAGGACCCAGGAUGCCUUCCUUCAAUGGAAUCUACUCCUGGUUUUACGACCAAUUCGUUGCCAUUUAAAGUGAGAUUUGUGCAGAGAUACUAAUUUAUCUUCUAGUGAGAUUUGUACUGAGGGAGCAAUCUACUUAAUUUUUUUUUACUGUGGAUAUUCAAUUUAUACU